Messenger RNA from Eimeria acervulina, 1290 nucleotides. RefSeq names its product phosphatidylcholine transfer protein, putative. The record is from RefSeq and is a predicted model, not a curated record. The transcript has 10 exons. The coding region runs from base 1 to 1290 and encodes 429 amino acids. Lineage: Eukaryota; Apicomplexa; Conoidasida; Eucoccidiorida; Eimeriidae.
AUGGCUAAUGACAUGUGCCGCUUGAGAAAGAAAACAUCUGCGGCAACCCAGCAAAAGAAGAAAAUCGAUCACUUGAUUCGCUGGGCAGGAUACCACUUCGCGAGCAGCAAUGCGCAGUUGCAGCUCAUCUUUAAAGUCAUCAUGGAGUACGAGGUCCUGGCUCGUUUGGGAGACAUAUCUAAAACUGCCCGUGCGCAGCUGCGACUUCUGUAUUCUUUUUUGAGCCGCGAUGAUGUGGGACAUUGUCUGUGGCUGUACCUCGACUACUUUGAGGCGCAUUAUGACCACAUGACAAGAAACGAAAUAUGCAUGUGUGCAAUGGUUUGCUACGUCUGCACACAGUGUGCAGGCACCUUAAGGAGAAGAAACCUCCACCCGGUGGUGCUGCGGAUGAUCCGCAUGAUGAACGACGCGGAAAUUCAAAAGAUAUUUCAAAAGUCGAAGACUCCAAACCCUAGACAGGCAAAACUCGACGAACGAACGGAGCGCUGCCUCUUCUACGCCGAUAACAGCCAAGGGGUGCAGACGUUUGUCAUGAAAGGAGGAGACCUCCUACAGUCUCUGCAUUAUGACUGCACGGCGGGAAGGAACGCCGAGUCAUCCGAUGGGGGCUCGUUUACAGAUGCGUUUUCGGGCAGCAAUUUUGAAUCAGACGAAUCAAAUGGAGCGGAAGAAAAGCCAGAACUCGUGCAGGAGACACUCGCAGGCGAGUUGCGCCCGCUGGAGAACUUCAACGUGGCACUGACUUACGGAGUAUCUGUGGAGCGGGCUCUGGGGUGUACACUGGACGGAACGAAUUCGUCUGCUCCUGCUUCUGUUUCAAAGCAGCUUCCUCUACCCCCUUCCGCUUCAACUGCAGUCAAAACACAACGCCGCAAGACCUCGUCCGUUGUGAGCAACACACGAAGCACCUCCAGGGCCUCCCGACACCCCACGCAAAGCCAGGCACAAACGCAGACACAAACCCAGACAGAAGAUUCCACUACAGAAGACAAAAGCAAAGCUCGUCUGUUUAGGAACUACGAUGACUUAAUAAAUUUCGACACAGCACUGAAACACCAGACUCCCAUCGCUGCCUAUGAAUUUCAGUUUUUGGAGGAGAAGGAGCCACACGACCCUUUGGACCCUACUUGGGAACGCACCGUUGACCAGCCUUUAAUUCAAGUUUAUAAAUUUAUUUCUCCUAACUCCCCCGUUAUCAUCGUCAAGGCCUACGCACACUUCGAGGGUAUUCCUCUCAAUGUCCUCAGCCACCAUAUCAAAGAAAUCAAUUGCCGCCUCCACUGGUAA